GUCGCUUACACCCAGCGAUGAACCCCUUUAGAGCUCCAUCUCGACUAGAUGGAGCUUGGCACAAGGUCGGCCUCGCAUCGGCGUUUCCGGACCUCGAUAUCGAUUAUGACGGCCGCCGGAUCACAGCGAAGUGCAAAGCUUUUCGGAUCCCGAACUCCAACACAAACGGGAGUCAAGCGGCCGGGUGUCCAGUAGAAGCGGAUAUUGACCUACCAGGGGACUUGAAGGAUCAGGUCCUUGUGUUCAAGUAUAAAGGAAAAUUUCAUGCCAUCGAUCACCAAUGCCCUCACUCGUCGUUCCCACUGUCACAGGGGAGCCUCUUUGACAUUGAAGACUUUGGCGUCGUGCUCAGCGUCGCUAUCACAUGUCCCAAGCACGGCUGGUCCUUUGACCUCUUCUCUGGGCAGUCGGACCGUGGCAACUACAAGCUCAAGGUUUGGGAAGUGCAGCUGCGUGACCCUCCCGCAUCGACCGAUGGGGCUUCUGGGGAAACCAACAAGGAGGUGUGGGUGAGGCGAAAGCAAAGAAUUGGCUAGUUGACGAUUCAGACCCGAGCAGGAUCGACCUGAGUAUUACGUAUCUCCUAUUGGUCUCCCUCCUGCAAUCAACUCGACAUGAACAGCAGUGUCAUGCAUCUAUUGCAGAAAGAACUGCUGCUGUUGCUAUUUGCGCUUGUACUGAAAGGUUACCUGUCGUGAAGAGCACCUUGACGACCAUUCGUCCGCAGCCCAUUGCCAUAUAUUUACGGUCUGUGGCAGUCCCGCGCAUGUCAUUUCACAUCACACCGUGCAUGCCACUAGUGCUACUCUUCUUUGGCUGUAUAAGUAGGUAGUUGUGGCUGCACCUGUUCACUCACAGGAAAACAGACCGGAUAGACAUGACGGAGGAAUGUGAUAUCCAAGCACCGACUUGUCUUAACGGCUCAUGUAACAAUAUAUAUUAGUUGCCAAGGACUACGAAGAACACAGGGAAAGACACUUGCAUUGUAUCAUUAACUCCAG
Molecule: messenger RNA, 1001 nt
Organism: Aspergillus novofumigatus IBT 16806
Lineage: Eukaryota; Fungi; Ascomycota; Eurotiomycetes; Eurotiales; Aspergillaceae
Product: Rieske (2Fe-2S) protein
Exons: 2
Coding region: 18-536 (172 amino acids)
Molecular function (GO): 2 iron, 2 sulfur cluster binding
Source: RefSeq, a predicted model, not a curated record